Molecule: messenger RNA, 981 nt
Organism: Xenia sp. Carnegie-2017
Lineage: Eukaryota; Metazoa; Cnidaria; Anthozoa; Malacalcyonacea; Xeniidae
Product: coiled-coil domain-containing protein 25-like
Exons: 10
Coding region: 99-725 (208 amino acids)
Source: RefSeq, a predicted model, not a curated record
GGUGAUGUCACUUUGCAAGUGAAGACUGGUAACGAAAACAAUAUGGUGGAAGUUUUGAAUUUUCUUGUAAACAUGUAAUAAAACUAUAUUUUACGAGAAUGGUGUUUUAUUUUACGAGUGCAGUUGUAUCUCCACCUUACACAAUAUACAUGGGAGUGGACAAGUUUGAAAAUGAAGAUCUUAUCAAAUACGGCUGGCCAGAAGAUGUCUGGUUUCAUGUUGACAAAAUGUCUUCAGCUCAUGUUUAUUUAAGACUUCCUAAGGGACAGGCUAUAGAAGAUAUCCCAACAUCUGUGUUAGAUGAUUGUGCUCAACUAGUGAAAGCCAACAGCAUUCAAGGAAAUAAGAAAAACAAUGUCAGUGUAGUCUACACACUUUGGGAAAACUUGAAAAAGACAAAUGAUAUGGACGUGGGACAAGUUGGAUUUCAUAAACAGAAACAGGUCCAUGUAAUGUCUGUCGAAAAAAGAAUCAACGAGAUUGUUAAUCGUCUAAACAAGACAAAAACAGAAAAAUUUCCAGACUUGAGGUCGGAGAGAGAAAAACGCGAUCAAGAGGAGAGAGAUGGCAGACACAAGGAAAUUCAAGAAAAAAGACGUAAAGAAAAAGAAGAGGAAAGAAAACGAGCAGCUGAAGCAGAAGUGAGGAGUUAUUCUCAUCUCAUGAAAGAAGAAAAUAUGAAAUCAAAUCUGGAUGGUGGAUCAGAUUCUGAUGAUUUUAUGUGAAGAUUUUUUGUUAAAACUAACAAAAUGAUUACAGCGCUAUUUCAGAAUAUUUUAUAUUUAUGACGUCAUAAGUUGAAAUGUGACCUCGCAUGACGUUCUUUUGUAUCAGUUUGUGUUUGUUACAUUUGUCAUCAAUAAUUUUAAUAAUCGACAUUAAUCACAUUAAUAUGUCGCCCGAAGCAUAAUUAUCGAAUCGGGUGAAUGUAGUCAUAACAUCGACAAUGAAUGAAAAACAAAGCUUAUUUUUAUUCAACAA